Molecule: messenger RNA, 726 nt
Organism: Oldenlandia corymbosa var. corymbosa
Lineage: Eukaryota; Viridiplantae; Streptophyta; Magnoliopsida; Gentianales; Rubiaceae
Source: the annotation of a GenBank genome assembly
AUGGCGCGAAGAUCCAAGAAGAGAGCUGAGGAAGGAGGAUCAGAAGCUGGAAACGUCCAGCCGCUGGAAGAAAGAAGAGAUCCACGGGGAGAAUUUACACCAACUGGAUCAGCUCGAGCUCAAGUAAGUCCCCCUUGUUUGAUCUCUAAAUUCAGUAGUAAUUUGAAUGAUAACUGUGUAAAACUGAGUACUAGAGAACAAGGAGAAUGUUCUGGAGUUAAGGAAUUGGCUAAGUGUCUAGAUCUGAAUGCUAAGAUUCCAGUGGAAAAUGUGUGGUCGAACUUUAAUCCAAAAAAGUUGAAUAAGGUGGAGAAAAAGUUGAAGUUUAUAGAGCCUGUGGUGGUGGAAGAUAGGAUGAUCUGUCAAAUUACAAAGCAUGAGGUUGAAUUGGAAGUGGAACACUGGAAAAGCUUUGUGGUUUGGAAGGAACUGAAUGCACCACUGAAAGAUGUAGUGAAAAUGAAGGAGCCUGUGCAAGUUGUGGCUGUUGACCAAAGGCAAGAGACAACACACAACCCAAGUAAGAAGGAGAAUCAAUUAUCACCAAAUAGAAGGAAAGAUACAGGACGAGAGAAACAUGACAAGUCUGAUCAAUCCAUCUACAUCCUGAAUCAACUAGGUAGGAAAAUUCCUGAAGGAAGGCUAAAGGAGAAAGUUGACUCCAUUAAUAAGGUAUAUUGUUCUGAUACUAGUCACCCUAAUAUAGGGCCUAGUAAUCAUGAAUAA